CCUUCAGCUUAACAAAAACAAAUCAUCAACCUUGCGUUGGUAGCGACAUGUCACAAACUCAAACAUACCAAAUUCAAAAUUCUCAUUUUAUGCGUUUUGAAUGUGAGCUGUCUAAGGAGAAUCCAAGAGACAGCCACCACCUUAUCGUCUUCUUCACUCACUUUCUUUAACCAACAUUCUAGGGAGAGAAAAUCGACAAAACCUCGCGCAGCAUUUUGAGGAUUCUCGAUCUUCGGCUCAGAGUAUGGUGGGUAUAUUUCCAAGAUUUUCUGCCAGUAAAGCUGGGCAUAGAAGAUCUCAAAGUGCACUUGAUCAAAGGGAAGUAGUAAUGCCAAGGAGAUUGGAAGCGACCGGGGGUGUAACGGUUGUUGAUGGAGUUGCCUCUGCUGCCACUUAUGGUAUCGAACUUAUGAUUGAGUUUAAGCCGGUUGAACACCCAACCGAGCCUCUUGACAACGAUAGACCAAUUCAAUGUCCAUUGCCAGAGCCUUCUAUACUUAAUGAUGGAAGAAUAUGGAAGGACAUAGUUUCCACAGUGCAAAGGAGGGGGGAUUUGGGGGCUAGAGAGGAGGCAGGGAGAGGUGGGAUGAAACCUACACCUCCUUCUAACCCAACCAUUCAUCCCUCAAUUAGUGCACCAGAACAUAGCAUCCUUAAAUUACUCGAGGAAUCUGGGAUUUAGCCAUGGAAUCUAAUAUUGCUCUCUCAACACUUCAUUUCCUCUUCAUACUACACAAUAAAAACCCCGUGUUAAUUCUCUUGUCUUCUAUCACAGAUUCUAAAUAAUUUGUUGAGAUCAUCUGGUCAUGUAUAUAUAGGGAAUUUUUAUAAUGCAAUAGUAUUUUGUGCUCUUAACACA
Ipomoea triloba (trilobed morning glory) is the source of this 859-nucleotide messenger RNA. RefSeq lists its product as uncharacterized. Lineage: Eukaryota; Viridiplantae; Streptophyta; Magnoliopsida; Solanales; Convolvulaceae. Bases 245 to 682 code for a protein of 145 amino acids. The transcript is spliced from 3 exons. The record is from RefSeq and is a predicted model, not a curated record.